GCAUCUCUCUAUCAGUGCUCUCAAACAGGAUCAAACAACUCAUUGCAAUGCUGAACAGAUGUCAAUUCGCUAGCAUAAGAAUUGUGCCGACAUCGAUAUUGAUAAAGCUAAACACAUUCCUUUUUCACGGUUUUCAAUUAACUCUUAACCUCAAUCAGUUGAAUGUCGAAAUUCGUCAAUUUAUAAAUAGGCGAUAUCAUCAUACCAAAUGGCUCGAGCACAUUUUUGAAGUAUUUAUUCAAAACAAAAGCGUAUCUUUGGAAUUCUUUGAUUCAUCGUUCCGGUCCUUGGAAAUUGUUAAAGGACUAAAAGUAGUCAGUCUUGCAAUUAGCUGUAAAGACAUUGAAAAUUAUCAACUGUUUAAAAUGUUUCCCUGCCUAGAAAAUUUGGUUGUUUUAGAUGGUCCAAUUUCUAUUCCUAACCUCACUCAAACCUUUAAAAGACUACAACUAACUAUUGGAAAAGUGACCCUUGACAAUUUAUUUAUGCUUAAUUGUUCACAGCUCUUCGUAAACUAUCGCACUUUUUCCAACAAAGUUCUGAACAUUUUUGUAAGACAAUGGGUAGGAGGAUCUAAUCCCAGUCUUAAAUCAAUCACUAUCAGUUUUCCGCACAUUAAUAUAAACCGUUUCGAUGAAUGCACACUUUUUAAAGAAAUCGAGUACACUCGUAUUACAAAAGAAAUAGAUCAACCCAUAAAAGAUAGUUUCAUGAUUGAGAGACACGAUGGAACCAUCGCGAACAUAAUGUUUUAUCCAACAACUCGUUUUUAUUUUACUCUUGUCGUUGGUGAAUACGAAUGGAUUGGAUACGAUACGAACAUGUGGAUGUAG
Caenorhabditis elegans is the source of this 833-nucleotide messenger RNA. The record is from the annotation of a RefSeq genome assembly. NCBI's taxonomy places the organism in Eukaryota, Metazoa, Nematoda, Chromadorea, Rhabditida, Rhabditidae.